AUGUCUUGUUCCUCUAUACAGGCGCAUUACAUUGUCGGCCCGGACAUGACAAUCGAGCUCCUCAAAAGUAUUGUCGAGAGCGAAACCUCCAUACCGCCAUCUUCCCAACGUCUUGUAUAUAACCAGCAGCUACUCGGCGAUGACUCCAAAACACUCGAGCAGGUCGGAAUCGGCGAGGGAGAUAUGCUAGGCGUUCAUGUCACGCUACGUGGCGGUGCGCCAUCGGUGCAGGGCCAGGCUCGACCGACAGGAAUAGGCGGCACAAGUGGCGCUUCACAUUCACAGCAGAUCCAGCAGCGACGACAGCAACAAAUUAAUCCCGAUCCCGAGAUGAUCCGACUACACAUCUUAGGCGACCCCCGAGUGCGCGACGCCGUGCGACAGCGCAACCCCGAGCUGGCAGACGUCGCGCACGAUCCGCACCGGUUCCGCGAAGUCCUCCUCACCCAGCAGCGGCUGGAGUCGCAGAGGGAGGCAGAAAAGGAAGCCCGCAUUGCGAUGCUGAACGCCGAUCCUUUCAACCCGGAGAAUCAGAAGGAGAUUGAGGAGAUUAUCCGCCAAAAUGCGGUCACAGAGAACCUGCAUAAUGCCAUGGAGCAUCAUCCUGAAUCAUUUGGCCGCGUGACAAUGCUGUAUAUUCCCGUUGAAGUCAACGGCCAUAAACUCAACGCCUUUGUCGACUCGGGUGCGCAAGUAACAAUCAUGUCUCCGGACUGCGCGACGGCGUGCAACAUUAUGCGCCUCGUCGACUCACGCUACGGCGGUAUUGCGAAGGGUGUCGGAACAGCAAAUAUCCUCGGCCGCGUACACUCUGCCCAGAUUAAGAUUGGCGACAUGUUCCUCCCUUGCUCGUUCACCGUCAUGGAAGGGAAACACAUUGAUCUCCUGCUCGGUCUGGACAUGCUCAGACGGCAUCAGGCGUGCAUUGAUUUAAGACGAGGUGCGCUUGUCAUACAAGACCAAGCUGUCCCGUUCUUAGGCGAGGCAGAUAUUCCCAAGCACCUCCUCGAGGAGUUUGAGGAUGAGCCUGUCAUUAAGGGCGCGGAUGGCGCGGAGGUCGGCGCGCGGACUGGCGCCGUUACACACCAAGCUGGCGGCAGUACUCCUGCUCCUGGACCUAGCUCGGCUGCGAAUGCAACGGCUUCAUCUUCUCGUCCGGCUGCCGUGCAUAGACCGUCGCCGCGCUGGCCGGAGGCGUCAAUUGCAAAAAUCACAGAGCUGGGGUUCACCCGUGAGGAAGCGACGCGUGCGCUGGAGGCCGCGAACGGAGACUUAGACGGGGCGAUAGGGUUUCUGAUAUGAUUGAUAUGAUUGAUUCCAUUCCGAGACAAAGGCUAGUGGCGAUGUUGAGUUGGAGUUUGAGUUACCGACUACGGGGAAUUGGUACGACGUGUUCCAUUAAGGCAGUGCUUACCUUUUAUGAUUCAUGGCUAGCAACUAUAUGAUAGACCUGCCGAGCUACUGUUUCGCCGGCACUGUGUAUUGGGCAUCAGUCCUUCCAGACCAUCCCACUGUCUGGCAUUGCAUACAAAAUAACAUUAUAUAUUUCCGGA
Molecule: messenger RNA, 1553 nt
Organism: Aspergillus nidulans FGSC A4
Lineage: Eukaryota; Fungi; Ascomycota; Eurotiomycetes; Eurotiales; Aspergillaceae
Gene: ddiA
Product: putative DNA damage-inducible v-SNARE binding protein Ddi1
Exons: 3
Coding region: 1-1302 (433 amino acids)
Biological process (GO): proteolysis
Cellular component (GO): cytoplasm
Molecular function (GO): aspartic-type endopeptidase activity
Source: RefSeq, a predicted model, not a curated record